Puccinia graminis f. sp. tritici CRL 75-36-700-3 is the source of this 3552-nucleotide messenger RNA. RefSeq lists its product as uncharacterized. NCBI's taxonomy places the organism in Eukaryota, Fungi, Basidiomycota, Pucciniomycetes, Pucciniales, Pucciniaceae. The transcript has 11 exons. Bases 1 to 3474 code for a protein of 1157 amino acids. The record is from RefSeq and is a predicted model, not a curated record.
AUGAUUGCUGAGUUGAAUGGGAGCAAUCAUCCGACAAUCCGCGGCGGCAAGGCCAGAGGAUACACUCUGUGUUUGACUGCCAUGCCGAUUGGCAACACACAUGAAUUGACAAUUGCACUUAUGGUUCGGCACUCAAGAAAGAAGGUGGAGCAGAAGGUUGAUGAGAGAAUAUGGUACCGAUUGCCUGGCGAUAAGCGUGACAAGUGGUUCUGUCGAAUCUGUGGCGGCGGCGGCAGGGGAUCCAUGGCGAAAAAUCUUCACGUGCAUGAAAGUCUUCCUUUUCACAUUGACCAAGUUCGGCGUCAGGCAGACAUUGCUCGGGCCGAGGUUGCCGCGUUGGAUGAGCUUUCUCGAGGCCCGCCUGAUUUGCAAUGGACCUCGGCACUCAAUGAUCCGCCACAACAGUGUCCAACGAGCGAAGCAGGGUCACCGGAAUUGAGAAGGGAUUUGGAUUUUAUCGACCAAGACAAGUGCUUCAGUGAUCGAUCAGAACCGGUGGGCGUAGAAUCCUCUCAAUCGAGCGGUAGCAGUGACACCGACGGGUGGGACGGCCUCAUCCCAGAUGAUUGUCCUACUCAAGACAUACCUGGCCCUUUCUUUGAGGAUGAACACAGGGACUCGCAAGGCCAAAAUACAAAAAACACGGAAUGGUGGCCCUUCCGGGCUAAAGAGUACCUCAUCAGCUCGUUGAUUGUUGGUCACACCCGCACCAUCAUCUCCCGUGUCAUGUACAGUCAUGUCAGGUUGAUGUUUACGCUAUGCGGGACAGCGCUUCCAGAUUGGACUACCAUCCGACGUGGUAAAACAAAGCUACGAAAGAUGAUCGGGAUGGACGUGAUUGGCCGGCGAUCCGUGCUCAACAGCCCAGUCUACUUCCUUAGUCUCCAGAAGACCCUGGCACUUGAAAUAGCUAACCCCCUUGUUGAACCCCACCUUCGAUACUAUCCAGAACUUACCGAAGGAAGCUCAGUGUCCAGGUUGUCCCAGUCUCGAAAAUGGCUUAAGGAACUGGGAACCAACACCCGGGCGCAGAUGGUGCGACAUGGGGGACGGGAUUUCUAUUUGCAUGAAUUGGUCGAGCUCAAGUCUGGUCUCAUUGUGAUACCGGUUUUUUUCUUUGAAUCAAAUGGGUGUAUGUAUGCCCGCUGCCACACACCCGAGAUUGAGACCUCCUUUGAAACAGGGGAAUUGAUUUUCAUGAUCCCCAAGGACGCCCCUUUUGACUCUCCGAACUUGAACAGCUUGAGGGUUGAUGAGUUUGCAAUUGAAUAUCCAGCUAUGACUGUUGCAAAUGGCGGAUUGAUGUCAGACUUGUGUGGGAACAGACUGUAUGAUGUAGGCCCCAACCGCGAAGUGAUCAGACCGAUGUUCAAUCCAUGGUGGUUGAAAGCGGCCGGGCGGGUCAUUCGACAUAUCCCAAUUUGUCUGUAUGCGGAUGAUACAUCGGGUAACAGUUCCAAAAAAUGGAACAAACACAUUUCUUACUACUUCACCCUUGCCGGACUCCCGCCAAAUCUCACCAAUCAACACUAUAACUGUCAUUUUCUUACAACUUCAAACAGCGCAGGACCCAUGGAGCUUGCGGAGGGGAUUGUUGAUGAUCUAAUGAAACUUGUUGAGGAAGGUUGUGUUGCUUAUGAUUGUGGCUUGUCGGAAGAAGUCCUGGUUACAUCCGGUCUGCUCUGUUUCCUGGCAGACACACCUAUGCAUGCCGAAAUAACCAGCACAGUCAUGCCUGGAAACUCGCGUAAUCCGUGCCGCACUUGUGAUUUGUCAGUAGGAAGUGUGGCAAUGAAGAAGACAAUGGCAUACUUGCAGUUCUUUCUGCAAAUUAGUGCUGAUGGCUGUUGGAUCCGGAACGGCUUUCGAUCCUGGCUAGGAAUAAUCGCCAACUGCUAUCUGUUGUGGGAUAUGUCCAAGGAAGCGAGGACAAAAACCCGGGUGGCUCAACUGGGGGGCGACUUGGGGAUUAAAGACUCGGUCAAUAACGAAAUCUUGCUAUUCAAGUACAGCAUACAGGCAAAGGGAGCAGGUGCUACAGCGGCCAACCAUGCUUUCACCAAAAGGAUUGCGGACACAGACCGAUCAAACCCGGAGAGGCUAUUUAACCCCUUUUUUAGAGUACCAGGCAAGUUUCUCGGUGGGGACUUUGAUGGCUGUAGAGACACCCCGGUCGAGGUCCUGCAUGUUUUUCUCCUUGGGGUGGUGAAAUACAUGGUUCGAGAUGUCAUGGGACGGGCCAAGCCAGCCCAAUUAGGGGUCAUUGAGGGCUGGUACCGAGCAUUUGUCACUACCUCGCUGAAUAUUCCUUCGCUGUCGCCGUACUACAUGGCGAGGCAUUCAACCAAUUUUGUUGGGAAGGAAUUUAAGAUUGUUCUCCAAAGUGCACCUUUUGUUUUGUUCACUUUCAUGACUGCAGAGGAACGGCGUGCGUGGUCGGCACUAUGUGAACUGGCCCCGUUGGUGUUCCAAACUCGGAUCGAUGACAUGGACUCAUACGUUUCCGACCUCCGUUAUCACAUACAGAAAUUCCUCUAUCACACUAUCAAGAUCACAGCGCAGUGGGUCAAUAAGCCCAAGUUCCACAUGCUACUUCACUUGCCAGACUCGAUUGAAAGAUUUGGACCGGCAAGCCUAUUUGCUACUGAAAAGUUUGAAAGCUACAAUGGUGUCCUGAGGAACGCAUCUAUCCAUUCAAAUCGACAAAGUCCGGGAAAGGAUAUUGCAAUUACAUUUGCAAACUACAAGGUACUUCGACACCUCAUUUGCGGCGGACAUUUCCAGCACCCCAAGGAACCAGGAAAAUAUGUAGCGGCUGGCGCGGAAGUAUCUCAUCUUUUCGGGGACAACCCACUCAUCCAAAAAUCAAUGGACUAUAACGGCAGGGCAGCACAUGGCGACUCUGACUUUCCCAACCCAAUAAAUGUACGAUCCCCCCCUGGGGACAAGGCUCGAGUACCACCACCCUUGAAAUUACAUCUGCCGGGACGAGAGUUUUUCCAGUUGCAUGCCAUUCAGUUGAACGCUCACCGGCGCCUUCAAAAAGGGGCCUUUUUUUGGUACGACCAACCGCGCUGGGUGAACCAAGUAUGGUCGGAUGUGAUGCGAACGCUUCGUAAAACCGGCAUCACCAAGUUUGUCAAUAUCAAGGAUGUGGUAUCAACGCUCAACGUACAGCAUAACUGCCAUGCGGCAGGCUGCGAUGUAAAGGUGACCGGCACCGUUCGAGUGGAACGUGAAGAGUCGGAGGAGAAUAAUGCGACUGUGGCGCACGAAAACACAGUCGAUUUCGUGGUCAAUUCUCUUGAGUUGCCUGGAUCAAGGACCCUUCGGGAGUGGGUUGACUUACCACGAGGUGAGGAUGAAGUUAGCGACCUCAUCCCUAUGUUAGAGGAGGGACUUGCCGCCUGGAUCGAUGCGGGAGGUGACGAUGGUGAUGAAGGGGAAGAGCAGUUGGCCCCGGAAGCAUCUUAACAAUUAUUCUUGUGUUCUACUUUGCUUCGUUCUCCUGCAUACUCAAUGUGACGGUUUUCGGUGGUGUGCAAUUAGAAU